Sorghum bicolor (sorghum) is the source of this 1816-nucleotide messenger RNA. RefSeq names its product probable beta-1,3-galactosyltransferase 14. Gene Ontology annotation, cellular component: Golgi membrane. The transcript is spliced from 7 exons. NCBI's taxonomy places the organism in Eukaryota, Viridiplantae, Streptophyta, Magnoliopsida, Poales, Poaceae. The record is from RefSeq and is a predicted model, not a curated record. The coding region runs from base 16 to 1365 and encodes 449 amino acids. Gene Ontology annotation, molecular function: hexosyltransferase activity.
ACUACGAUCCACCACAUGGGCCAUGGCCCUCUUUGUCCUGGGCGCUUUUGCCAAACCCACGAGACGAGAGGCCCCAAGAGAAAAAAGAGGUGCCGCACCAAUCGUCGAACCCCCGGCCCCCGGCUCGGCUUCCAAACGGCCGUGGCCUCAGACCACUCCGCUCCCUCCCCGAGCUCCGUCCGAUCCGCCGCCCACGGCCCACCCCAUCGUGCCGGCAUCGCGCGCAGGGAGGACCGGCCGGCCGGCCCACCCGCCCGCCAGCCUGCCGCCAUGCCGGGCUCGCCCAAGGUCUUCUUCGCCUCCUCCGCCUCGCGCCGCGGCGGGGCGCUGCGGCGGCUGCUCUCCACGCCGGCCUUCUCCGCGGCCUGCCUCCUCUUCGGCCUCGCCGGCUUCCUCGCCGCCGCGCUCACGCUCUCGCGCUCCCCGUCCGUCACUCACAGCCGCUGCCCGGAUUCCUCGCGCCCGCUCUCCGUCUCCGUCGCGUGGGAUCGCCGCCCGGGGGAUGGCUCCGCCGCGGGCUCCGCGGAGCUCCCGGCCUCGCUCGCCACCGGAUCGCGCGGCCGCCACAAGGUCAUGGCCUUCGUCGGGAUCUUCACCGGGUUCGGCUCCAUUGGACGCCGCCGCGCGCUGCGCCGGACGUGGCUCCCCGCGGAUCGCCAGGGCCUACUUCGAUUGGAGGAAGCUACUGGCCUGGCAUUCCGCUUUGUGAUUGGGAAAAGCAAUUCAAAGAACAAGAUGGCUGCUCUUAAUAGAGAAGUUGAAGAAUAUGAUGAUUUUGUGCUUUUAGAUCUCGAAGAGGAGUAUAGCAGGCUCCCAUACAAAACGUUAGCUUUCUUUAAGGCUGCCUAUGCAUUGUAUGAUUCUGAUUUCUAUGUUAAAGCGGAUGAUGACAUUUACUUGAGACCAGAUAGACUUUCCUUGCUUCUGGCUAAAGAACGGUCACAUCCACAAACAUACAUUGGAUGCAUGAAGAAGGGGCCUGUUUUUACUGAUCCUAAGUUGAAAUGGUAUGAGCCCCAAUCCUUCUUACUCGGAUCGGAAUACUUCCUUCAUGCGUAUGGGCCAAUUUAUGCUCUAUCAGCUGACGUGGUGGCUAGCUUGGUUGCUUUGAGAAACAACAGUUUCCGUAUGUUUAGCAACGAGGAUGUUACAAUUGGAUCUUGGAUGCUUGCCAUGAACGUCAACCAUGAGAACACACAUGCACUUUGUGAAGCUGACUGCACGGAGUCUUCAGUUGCUGUUUGGGACAUUCCAAAAUGCUCAGGGCUAUGCCACCCAGAGGUAAAAAUGCUAGAGCUUCAUCAAAGAAAAGAGUGCACAGGUGGUCCAACUGUUGCAGCUGAGGUGUCCGAGUCUGAGGAUUGAUGUUUUCUUGGUUGGAGCACAAACUACGGAUCUCAUAGUUGACCUCUGCCCCUCACCCAGUAGAUGUGUUUGGAGUAUUCAUUUGAUUCAUCAGGUACAAUCAUUGUGGGAGCACCGCUGAAGGAACCUAUACCGGCUGGCGUCAUAACCUAGUACUGUAGCAAAGGCAUUCUCAUUCAAACAUUCUUGUCACAGCAGCCUUCAUUGCUCCUUUUGCGUUGGAACGUUCAUCCUGUAUCGUAGCAAAAAGGAAUUUUGUUGUAUAGAAAGUACGGAGUAGAAGGAAACAAUGCAUUGUCAAUCGAUAGAUCAUAUACAUACAUCUUCUGAUGCUGUGACUGACUGAAUUAGCGAUAUUCCCUGAGAUUCUCCUUUUGGAGUAAACGCUGAGUCGUCUACUUCGUCUGAUACAAACUAGUGAGCAAGCUGAGUCUUGAGGGUGAUCACUCUA